Molecule: messenger RNA, 2460 nt
Organism: Polychytrium aggregatum
Lineage: Eukaryota; Fungi; Chytridiomycota; Chytridiomycetes; Polychytriales
Product: Dor1-like family-domain-containing protein
Exons: 2
Coding region: 189-2279 (696 amino acids)
Biological process (GO): intra-Golgi vesicle-mediated transport
Cellular component (GO): COG complex
Source: RefSeq, a predicted model, not a curated record
UCUCCCUCCCCCUGGUCCAUCCGCAUCGGUCUUGGUCCUCCCUCCUCGUCCUCCAUCACCCCAUUCGAGCCCCUCGGCACAUCGCCCGGCCAGCCAUCGCUGCAUCUAUCGAUUCAACCGAUCGCCCUCUGUCGCUCUCGCUCACAACACAGUGUCACAUCACUCCACCAAGCACACCGCAACACACCAUGGAUGCUCCUCGCCAUGAACCGCUUUUGGCCAUUCUUCUGGCGCCAGACCUGCCUGAUUCCAAGCUCGCCACUCGCAGUUCUUCCAGUAUCCUCCGCGAUCCCACCUUCUUCGCCGAUGCCAUUGAUGGAGCAAACCUCGUAGCCUCGCCCUCCAGUGGCUUGCCGCCCGACAUCGCGACCCUCGCCGCUCUGGAUCCAGCAUUCGAGUCCUAUCUCGACCGCCUGACGGACUUAUCGCUCUCCAGUCUCCAGGCCGAGCCAGAUCUGCUUCAGCAGGAAUCCGCCAACAUCGAGGCGCAGCUCGCGCAGCUUGCCUUCUCCGAGUAUGCAUCGUUCAUCCAAGCCCACUCGUGCACGGGCUCGAUCAUGGAGACCUUCGAGUCCAUGGAGACCAGCCUCGAUCGCCUCGAGCAGAGCCUGCCUGCAGUCGAGGCUGCCGCCACCCUGUUCGCCGACGCCUCCGCCAAACUCUUGGACGACAAACAGCAGCUCUCCUUCAUUCUCAGCCAGCACGCCAAGAUCGAGGAUCUGCUCGAGAUUCCGCAGCUUAUGGACACCUUCAUCAAGAGCGGCUACUACGAAGAAGCGAUGGAGCUGUCGUCCUUUGUCCACCGCCUCGUUCUGCGAUAUCCUGGCAUCCGUCUGCUGAAGCAAAUCUCGACGCAGGUCCUUGCCCUGACAAAGACGAUGCUCGCCCAGCUCGUCCAGCUCCUGCGCGGGAACGUCAAGCUGCCGCUCUGCAUCCGGGUCAUCGGGUAUCUGCGGAGCCUCAAGGCCUUUUCCGAGUCCGAGCUCCGGCUGGUCUUUCUGCAGCAGCGAGACCACUAUCUGAAGAAGCAGCUCGCCCAGCUCAAGCCUGAGGAUGGUGCCCGCUGGACGUCGGCCGAGUAUCUGAAACGCUACGUCGACACUUCGAGAGAAUCCUUCUUCGACAUCAUCACCCAGUACAAGGCCAUCUUUUCCGACUCGUCCAGCUCCAUCUCGGCCUCCCAGGCACUCUCGCCAACCUCAACGUCAGCGUCGGCAUCGGCGGCGCUGGACCUAGCCCUUGAACCGCCUCGCGCUGCCAGCUCGGUCUUUGACACCGAAGGCACCAACUCGACUGCGAGCGUGCUGGCUUCCUACGUCACAGCGACCGUCGGCGACUUUUUGGACACCCUGGAAAGCCAUCUGCCCAACGUCACCGACGCCUCCGUGCUGGGCUCGCUCCUGACCCAGACAAUGUACUAUGGCAUGUCGCUGGGCCGUGUCGGCAUCGACUUUCGCGAGCUCCUCGUUGCUCCAUUCGAGGCCGCCAUCCACAGCAACGUCCGUCGGACCAUCCAGGGCGGUCUGCAGACCUUUGUCGACCACAUCAACGCACACGGAGUUCUGCAGCUCAAGACGGGCGUGGCUCUGAGCUAUGAUGAGCGCCGAUCGAGCUCGACGGCUGGGCCCGAUGCAGUUCCGCAGGGAGGACUCGUCACUGGAUACUCGGCCUCAGGCACCACCGCUCGAUACGGCCUGGAUGCGCCCGAGUUUGGUCGCUCCAGCAACCACCAGAUCUAUUCACCGCCCCAGGCGCUGAUGGCCUAUCCAACCCUUGCUGCCCUGCUGAACACAUACUUCACAGCCUUCAAUCAGCUGAGGGUCACCGCCGCUAUCUCGCUGAUCCCGGCACUCUCGAGCACCAUCGAAUCGACCCUGGUCAAGCUCACCGAGUCUAUCCAGCGCAAGGCCAAAGAGACCCUGUCGAAAUGGAGCACCGACGACAAGGCCAAGUUCGCGGACCUCUGCGAUGUCCUCUGCCAGGUGUUUGUGCCCUGUGUCGUCGAUGCCUUCGAGAACGGCGUCUACGGCUCCGUUUUGAUGCCCGGAACAGGUCUCAUUGCCCCGACCAGAGACACCGCCGCCGCGACCGAGGGUCCAGCUCCGGAGACGUCCGAUCCAGCAGCGGCACCAGAGCGAAGCAGCGUCUCGAGUAAAUCAGGCACCGGCAUCAAGCAGCGGACCAGUGUUCGGGGCCCGUUCGUGCAUAUCGAAAGCGUCUAUGAGCCGCUUGCCCAGCUCCGGAACGGUGCCCAAGAGGACACAGGCGUUGCGCACUAGAGUUGCACCCAAGCCGGCAGUGGAAGAUGAGCUGGACUGGACUGGACUGGCUUGUGAUCAAGCAGUCAGCACCACUACAGCAGGUACAACAGUGUCAUUCACGCCACCAGCAACACGUCAUCAACCGCACGACACCACCGCCAUGGCAGCAACGUGGUUGCAACGAUACAACUCCUAGACU